Messenger RNA from Bombus impatiens (common eastern bumble bee), 1717 nucleotides. RefSeq lists its product as uncharacterized. The transcript is spliced from 2 exons. Lineage: Eukaryota; Metazoa; Arthropoda; Insecta; Hymenoptera; Apidae. The coding region runs from base 122 to 1021 and encodes 299 amino acids. The record is from RefSeq and is a predicted model, not a curated record.
AACAUCCGCCAUUUUGCCGAUAGAUCGAUUGGUCAUUUAGCGUCUCUUAGAGUAAAUAAUAUGGUGGUGUUUUAGUGUAUUGUUUUAUAGGGAACAUUAUUUGUAAAUAUUUGUAGAUUCUAUGGAACAGCGGUAUAGUAUAAAUAAGAAUUUCAAAAUGAGAAAGUCUCCUCUAAGUACGCCAAGUGGCAGUAAAGAAAAACAGAGUUAUAAUUGGAAAUCAAAUGGCUAUAAAAAUAGGACAGGUUAUAGUUAUCAUAAAAGUGAUAGUUAUCAGUGUACUUCGUCAAAUAGUGGUCAAAGAUAUUCUGGAAAUGAUUUUAUUCCAUUAAAUAAUAGUACGCCAAUACCAGAAUAUAAAAAGUUCAAUAAUAAUUGGCAUGGUUCUGGAGGUCAUAAUCAUCGUAAUUCAGGUAGUGGUGGAUUUAACCAUUACCGGAACAAUUAUCAUUCAACCCCAAAGUUAAAUUUCAAUAAUUCAUACUCUCCUUAUAAGCUCUCUGGUAAACAACUCUUCUAUGGUCAAAAAAAGAGUUUCCAAAAUGAUAAGCAUAGACAGAGCGACAUAUCACGUUAUAUAGAUAUGAAAUCUUUUUUGGAAGAUCCUUGGGCAGAAUUAACAAAGGAGUUAACGAAAGAUAAAGAAACAAAUGGGAAUGAAUCACCUAAAAUUGAAUUGUCAUCAUCGUCGCAAUUAGCUUAUGUAGAUACUGAAUCGUAUUCUGAAUCUAAAUCUAUAUCAAGCAUUGACAAUUCUUGCUUUAGCCCAGAAUCCAAGAGUAAAUCUUCUAUAGAUGCAAAAUUGGGAUUGGAUGAUACAGAUAUUAGUAAUGUAUCAAGAACAGGGAGUUCAAUAGAUUUAAAACUUGACAGUGUUAGUUUUAGUCAAGAAUCAAAAAAUGACAGCGUUUGCAAUAAUAAUGAUGAUAGUGUUGAUGAAGGCAUUCUCAAUGAAAAUAAUGUUAAUAAUAUUAAUGAUAUUUGUUCAUCAAAGAUAAAUAUUAGUCAAGAUCUCAAAUAACAGUGACAAAGAAUAAAAUGCGCUUAAGAGGAAUAAUAAUUCUUUGGUUUGGUGCAUGAUACAUUUCAUAUUGUACAUAUGGAUGUAUAAUAUAACAAUUCAAUUAUAUAUAGAUAUUAUCUAAAUCUAUGAAACGUCAGUUUCAGAUUUUUUGAAUAAUAUUCUAGUAUAUAGUUAAAAAAAAAAGAAGAAAUUAACGUUUUAGUAAUGUGAACUCUUUUUCCGGUUUGAAAAUAGGUCUAUCGCAGAAGCAUAUCUAUAUGCAAAAUACAAUGUAUUGAAAUUAUCUUUUAAAUUAUAUUUUCACAAAAAGGCUGUGAAAAAAAGAAUGAAUGUAGUUUAUGUGAAAAAAAAAUUAUACAUGUGCAAUUCUUUAGUGUAUACUAAAAAGGAAGUACAUAUGGGACAUGAGGGAACAUUAAACACCAAUUUCUCAGUAAUAGAUUAAGUCAGGAAGAACAUUCGAAGACAUAGCGAACAAGCUAGAGUAUGAAUUAGACUUAUAAAUUGAUUUUAAAUUUACCAAAUCUAAGCAAUUAGUAAUUAUGUAAAAGAAUGCUUGCAUCGCUGAACAUUUUUGGAUGACGACUAUCAAUCGAUUUGAAUUUGUUGAGCGACAUAUAUGUCUAUUAGCACUUCUUCUCACAACAAAACCGAAAUAUAAAAAGGAUUAAGAAUGUAACAUGCAUGUAGUAA